UUUAAUGAAAAAGUUCUUGUUCAAUCCCUCCCAAAAUUUCGUGAUAAUCCGCCCAGAAGUGACUCUCGGACACCGCGAUUAGCUGUAAACUGUUACUUCGAUGGUGUUCUAGUGGUGGGAAGUGUUUUCAGUGCAAAUUUCGACGGAUUUACCUCGGAAUUCGUCUUUCAAAAUCGCGACUUGCUAGGAACAACACGAGCAGCGCGAGGAAGGAAUGAAAAAAGUUCCAUCUCGUGCAUCAACAAAAUAAAAUUGAAAAUUGAUCCCGAUCUGUGACACCCUUCAAUCGAGAGAACGCGGAACGAGCAGCAGCAUUGGCGCCGCUGGAGACCGGAAUCGGAGUUCUAUGAACACGGACAAACAGAGCAAAAUUGACGGCGAUUCCAGCAGGAUCGAUGAAGAAUCGUCGUCAUCCGGGGCAAAACGAACUCAAUCAGCCUCUCCCGCUAAAGUAGUAACUCCGCAACUCGGCUCCCACGAAGCGGACAAGCCGCGCCGCACCGCCAACGUCUGUGAAAAUCGUUCCAAGAGUAGUACACCAGCAGCAGCAGCAACAACACCUGCAGUCACCGGUACCGCCAGAUCUACCGGUUCCGAAAGCGAAGAUAUGAAGCGUGCUUCUGCGAAGAAGCUUAUCGAGCGAUACUUUUACCAACUGGUCGACGGAUGUGGCAAUCCGAAAUGCAACAACAAAUACUGUGCCUCAAGCGGUAAGGUGGAAAAGCUUACCCCGAAUGCGGCCGCCGCCCGUGCUAUCCAGCUGUUCACACAGGAAGCCACCCUGUGCGAUACGCACCCAUCGAAGGUGCCAAAAACCAUGGCCAGUGCAUCUACAUCGACGCCCGGAUCUUCGUCGUCAUCGGUGGCUACGUCAGUAUCUGCUAGUGCUGUUUCAGUUAAGGAUGGUAGUAGUAGUAGUGGAAAUGCAUCUGCUGGCAGUUCGUCCGGAUCAAGUUCCGGACUGGAUGAUUCUACGGUCAGCACCGAAGCUGAAUCUGCUGCUUGGCGUUUGAUUACCGCUGCCAAUCUGGAAGAGAUGAACGAUAGUUCAAAUCUCGACAUGGACUCCAUGGAUGAAGAUGAGCAGCGGGAAUCGAAUAUACGAAAAAAUCAAAACCACCAUUACGAGGGUGGAGGCGGUGAGGGGAGUGUCAAGAGUCCCUAUGCUCUCCGUAGCAGCGCUACUAGUCAGGGAAGCAGUUCGCCAUUUGCCAGUAGCAGUAGUAAUCUCAUUGGUGGGAAGAAGAAAACGCUCAGCACUAGCAGCAGUUGCAACAAGGAAUCUAGCAAAAAACAACGAGACUCAUCGCCGGUAGAUUCUCUGGACGAAGCUAAGCUUCGGGAGUUGAUGGAAGCAUGUAAGCGAGACAAUUCGGACACACCGCUGAUCCGUACCCUGGGUGCCAUUUUUUCCUCGUACCAAUCGAUAGCGCAAAGCUUUCAAAAAAGACCCUGCUCGAGUAUCGAUGCGAUGCUCGAGAAAGCACCGGAAGAUUUGAAAAAUCUCAAAAAAGAAGACUUACGAACCCUGGAGGGGGAUCUGGACAAGGACGAAGACAGUUGUGCGGAGAAGGCGCCGCCGGAAACGAAGGAAAGGCAUUAUACGACGGUCGAUUUGGUAAGCUUGCGGCGUUCGAUGAAAGCGCUAUACGAAGCGAAUAGCUCCGUAUUUGGUCCCAUCAACAAUGCCUUACAAUCGCUAGGAGAAACGCUCAGUGUCGAACUGCGUGUGCAUCUCACCCAGAAGGUGGAUCUGGAAGAGAUCGUUACGGUUUUUGUAAUCGUCUUUGAAGUAUUACAAAUUGGAACGGCCGAGUUCCUGGAGGUAUCGCUACCUAGGAUUUGUGCUGCCGUUUGUCACCUGCCGGUUUGGGCCCAAUCACGGUUAGUACACAUCUGGGCGGUACACAGUAAGGAUGGCAUUCAACCAAUGUUGCAGUUGGUGCAGCAGCUGGUAACAAUCUCCACCCUUUCGCUGAACUACUAUCGGGACGUCAAAAUUCACGACAACGAGGUCGUGUGCAAUGCGACCAAGGUGAUGAAGCUCGUCUUCUACGCCAACAUCCUGGCCGGUGACGUGGAUCCCAAACACUACCGGGAAGCCGAUAUGGGUGACAUUGCCCCGCCGACCUAUCUUUCGCUUAUCCCGGAGGAUGACGAACCCCCAGUGUACAAUAGCAAAGAAAAGAAAGCCAAACAACAAAAGCUAGAGGACCCUCUGGCGACCGAACUGGACGUUAACAUCCUAGACUGUCGGAAGCCCCACGUACCGUACGAGGAGUUCUACAACGAACCCCUGUGCGACGUAAUCGAAAUGGACCACGACUAUCUCAACUACAAAAACACUACCUCGGAGGGAGCAUACUUUGCGAACUCGACCAAAAAGUUCAGCUUCAUGCUGUACUCGUUCAUCCUAACGCCGGCAACGAAAACGCUCGCCCUGUACUACGACUCCCGGAUCCGGAUGUACUCGGAACGACGGUUAACCUUCCUGCAUCACCAACUGGGUGGCGGUGGGCAGCAGAACGGGAAUCCUUUCCUGAAGUUGAAAAUUCGCCGGGAUCAUAUCAUUGACGAUGCGCUGGUCGAGCUGGAGAUGAUAGCGAUGUCGAACCCGAAGGAUUUGAAGAAGCAAUUGGUGGUAGAAUUUUCCGGGGAACAGGGAAUUGACGAGGGUGGCGUAUCGAAGGAAUUCUUUCAGUUAAUCAUCGAAGAGAUUUUCAAUCCGGACUACGGAAUGUUUAUCAACAUUGAAGACACCAACACGGUGUGGUUCAAUUCAACAUCGUUCGAAAACGAGGCCCAGUUUACGCUGAUCGGAAUCGUACUCGGAUUAGCCAUUUACAACAACAUCAUUUUGGCAGUGAACUUCCCGAUGGUGGUCUACCGAAAGCUGAUGGGAAUGAAGGGAUCGUAUGUGGAUCUGCGGGAUUGGAAUCCAGUUUUGUACAACAGUUUAAAAUCGAUGUUGGACCACCAAGACAACGACAUGGAGGAAGUGUUUAUGCAAACGUUUAAAAUUUGCUACAAGGACGUGUUCGGCAAUGCACUGGAGCAUGAGCUGAAACCGGACGGAGACAAGAUCUUCGUCAACCAGGACAACAAGCAGGACUUCGUGGAACUCUAUACGGACUUUUUGCUCAACCAGAGUAUCGAGAAACAGUUCAAAGCGUUCAAGCGUGGCUUCCAGAUGGUGACGGACGAAAGUCCGCUGCACCUGCUGUUCCGACCGGAGGAGAUCGAGCUGAUAGUGUGCGGCAGCAAAGAGUUCGAUUUCAACGAGCUGGAACAAUCGACCGAGUACGAGGGUGGCUUCACGUCGGACUCGCAGACGAUCAAGGAUUUCUGGAAUAUCGUGCACGGGUUGUCGAUGGAAUCGAAACGGAAGCUGCUGCAGUUUACCACCGGCUCGGACCGGGUACCGGUCGGUGGUCUCAGCCGACUGAAGCUGGUAAUCGCUCGAAAUGGACCCGAUUGCGACCGGUUACCGACUAGCCAUACAUGUUUUAAUGUAUUGCUCCUGCCGGAGUACAGCACCAGGGAAAAACUCGAGGAACGUCUACUGAAAGCCAUCAACUACUCCAAAGGAUUCGGAAUGCUAUAAUGAACAUUAGAAUGCGUAACUCGAUGAUAGGUUACGAUCGCCACGAUGAUCAGAUCAUGGAAUGUUGUUGUUUUUUUUUUC
Messenger RNA from Ochlerotatus camptorhynchus, 3685 nucleotides. RefSeq names its product ubiquitin protein ligase E3A (gene Ube3a). Gene Ontology annotation, biological process: ubiquitin-dependent protein catabolic process; protein polyubiquitination. Bases 347 to 3604 code for a protein of 1085 amino acids. Gene Ontology annotation, molecular function: ubiquitin protein ligase activity. The record is from RefSeq and is a predicted model, not a curated record. NCBI's taxonomy places the organism in Eukaryota, Metazoa, Arthropoda, Insecta, Diptera, Culicidae. The transcript is spliced from 6 exons.